AUGACGAUUUCGGAGACCGUCGCAUCAACGACGGCCAGUGGGAGCCAUGGUCCGGUGCCGGUGCCUCCAAAGGCAGAUACUCAAUCUCAUGAGGGCAGCAGUGAUUCCGCAGCUCUCGAGACUGACAUGCUCAUCAUCGGCGCAGGUCCUGCCGGGGCCUCACUGGCUUGUUUCCUCGCAUCAUACGGACUCAAGGGAAUCAUGAUCAGCGCAAGCCCCUCGACCGCAGAUACACCGCGAGCUCAUAUCACAAACAUGGCAGCUCUGGAGUGUCUCCGUGAUAUUGGUUUGGACAGAGAGCUUCAAGCGAUUGCGACACAGGGUCAUUGCAUGCAACACACGCGUUGGUGUUAUAGCAUGGCGGGUGAGGAGUUUGCGCGUAUCCCUUCAUGGGGAAGUGACCCCAGAAGAAAGGGUGACUACGAACUCGCGAGCCCCUGCAACCCCGUCGACAUACCACAAACCGCAUUAGAACCGAUCUUGGUUCGAUACGCAGCACACCACGGCUUUGUCGUGAGAUUCAACACCAAGCUCGUAACCUGGAGCAGGGAAUCUUCUCCCGAAGGGAGGUACUUAGCCACCGUCUGGGACAUGGUUUCCAAGACCCACUACUCCAUACGGACAAAAUACAUCUUUGGCGCAGACGGUGCUCGAAGUCUCGUCGCAAAGACACUCCAACUACCUCUGGUAGCAAAGCCUGGCGGAGGCCUGGCCAUCAACGUUCUCGUCAAGGCCGACCUCUCUCAUCUAAUGGACCACCGAAAGGGCAACUUGCACUGGUUGAUGCAGCCCGGGGUAGACCAUCCCAGCUUCGGCUGGAUGGGCAUCGCGAGGAUGGUGAAGCCGUGGUUCGAGUGGAUGUUCAUCCUGUUUCCGGACAAGGACUUUGACCCGUCGGCUGAGGUGACUGAAGAGGCGUACAAGAAGCGGGUCAAAGAAUUCAUCGGGGACGAUACUGAAGUCGAGGUCCUUUCUGUCUCGAAGUGGUUCGUCAACGAUAUUGUUGCCGAGAGAUACUCAGAGGGGAACAUAUUCUGCCUCGGCGACGCAGGCCAUGCCGGUGCCGCCCUCCUUGAAACCUACAGCGUCGAACGGCAGCCCGUCGGUCUCGGGAUCGUUGCCCGCGCCAACGAAGCCUUCCGAGACCACUACGCCGUGUGGCAGUCCCUGGGCAUGCUGGAGAAGACGGCGGAAGAACGCGCCGCUGUCUUUGCGCAGCUCUCGUACACGACGAGAGAGGGGCGGGAGAAGCGUCGCGCGUUCCGCGAGGCUAUUGGCCGGACGGCGCACGAGUUUCAUGGGCUUGGCGUUGAGAUGAACCAGGUUUACUCAGGGCCGGCGAUCUAUGCGGAGGAUGAAGAUGGGCCGUAUGCGCCUUCAGCGCAGGAAGCUGAGGAUCCUGUUACGUAUUACGGUCCUGGUACUUAUCCUGGCCGACGAAUUCCUCAUGUAUGGCUAAAUAGGGCGGUACCGAAGGAGCCCGUUUCAACCAUUGAUUUGGCUGGCAAAGGUGGCUUUACCAUCUUCACCGGUCCCGGCGGAAGUCUUUGGCGCGAAGCGGCUGCUGCGGUUUCGGCGAAGCUGGGUUGCGAGAUCAGGGUCUAUUCCAUUGGUUUCCGCCAGGAUUGGGAGGACGUUUACUAUGAGUGGGAGCGCGUUCAGGGGGUUGAGGAGUCGGGUGUUGUUCUAGUUCGACCGGAUCGCUUUGUGGCUUGGAGACAGAGUGAGGUAUCUGCUGACUUGGACUCGUGUUUCCAGAAGCUCCUGCUGGUGAUGAAGACCGUACUGCUUCGUGUUGAUGCAUGA
Messenger RNA from Colletotrichum tamarilloi, 1806 nucleotides. Its product is annotated as 2,4-dichlorophenol 6-monooxygenase. The coding region runs from base 1 to 1806 and encodes 601 amino acids. Gene Ontology annotation, molecular function: FAD binding; oxidoreductase activity. The transcript is spliced from 6 exons. The record is from RefSeq and is a predicted model, not a curated record. NCBI's taxonomy places the organism in Eukaryota, Fungi, Ascomycota, Sordariomycetes, Glomerellales, Glomerellaceae.